AUGAAGCUCAAGUCGGUUCAAGCUGCGCUCGCGUUAUGGGCCGUUGCUAAGGCCCAAGAUAGCCAAGCGCCGUUGUUCGGCUCCGGGCCGGAGAAACCUACUCGGCCGAAUAUCGUCUUUGUCCUCACUGACGACCAGGACCUUCAUAUGGACUCAUUGAAGUUUACUCCUUUGAUUCAGAAGCAUCUUAUCGAUCAGGGAACUGCAUACAAGCGUCACUUUUGUACCACUGCUGUGUGCUGCCCAUCUCGCGCCAGCCUGUGGACGGGGAAGCUUGCUCACAACACUAACGUUACUGACUUGAAUCCUCCAUAUGGCGGAUUUCCAAUUUUUGUAAAGAAUGGUCACAAUGAGAACUACCUCCCCGUGUGGCUUCAAAAUGCCGGUUACAACACAUUCUAUACCGGAAAGAUGUUCAACGCCCAUACCGUGUGGAACUAUGAUAGUCCUCAUCUCAAGGGGUGGAAUAGCUCGGACUUCCUCCUGGACCCCAACACGUAUGACUACUGGAACGCAACCUUCCAGAGAGACCACGAAAAGCCCAAGAACCAUCUCGGCGAAUACUCCACCGACCUGGUAGCCAGCAAAGCCUACGGCUUCCUCGACGAUGCCGUCGCAGCUGGCGAACCAUUCUUCCUCGGCAUUGCGCCCAUCGCACCACACAGCAACGUCAACAGCACGAUCCUCAACCCCGUCAAAGGACCAGACGACGACGUGCCAGUCUCUGACGACCUCUUCCGUGUGAACUUCCCCAAGGUUGCAAAGAGACAUGAGCAUCUCUUCCCAGACGCCAAGGUCCCGAGGACGGAAAACUUCAACCCCGACAAGCCUUCGGGGGGAGACUGGAUCCGGCGUCAGCCUAAGCUCACGGAUGAGAUGGUUGAGUUUAAUGAUCGCCAUUACAGGGGUCGUCUUCAGGCUCUCCAAGCAGUGGAUGAACUUGUUGAAGGUCUAGUUGAAAGGCUUGAGCAGCACGGUAUUCUAGACAACACUUACAUCUUUUACACGACCGAUAACGGCUAUCACAUCAGCCAGCACCGUCUCCAGCCCGGAAAAGAGUGUAGCUACGAGGAGGAUAUCAACAUUCCGCUCAUCGUCCGUGGUCCCGGUGUGCCAAAGGGAGGCAUCUCCGAAGCAGUCACAGCACAUGUUGACCUUGUACCUACAAUCUUGUCACUUGUCGGUGCGCCUCUCAGAGCUGACUUUGAUGGGUCUCCCAUCCCCCUCUCUGCUUCAGAGCUAGCACAUGCCCCCCGAACUCGUGAGCACGUCAACGUCGAGUAUUGGGGAUGGGCCAUCAGUGAGGGCAAAUGGGGCUUCAACGGUGGCGAGGACAAGAGAAUCUUUAACAACACUUACAAGGCUCUGCGGGUUGUUGGUCAGGACUAUAACCUCUACUACUCUGUCUGGUGUACGAACGAGAAGGAGUUGUAUGACAUGACUACGGACCCGGGCCAGCUCAGAAACCUCCUUCACACAGAUGAAGCAGAUCUAGCUUCUCGAACAACAAUACUAGGAUAUCCUCUCAAGGAUGUAGUCCCAAGAUUGGAUUCACUCCUCUUCGUGCUCAAGUCCUGCAAGGGAUCGACCUGCUCUCAGCCAUGGGCAGCCCUCCAUCCCCAGGGCAAUGUGAGAAGUCUACGUGAUGCACUAUCACCUCGCUUCGAUGAGUUUUACGCACAGCAGACUCGAGUUGAGUACUCUCGCUGCGAGCUGGGCCACAUCAUUGACGCCGAGGGGCCUCAGUUCGAGAAGGAUGGGAACGUGUAUUGGCAGGGUUCGAGAUGGAGUGAUUGGACUUGA
This is a messenger RNA of Fusarium falciforme, 1803 nucleotides long. Its product is annotated as Arylsulfatase. The record is from RefSeq and is a predicted model, not a curated record. Gene Ontology annotation, biological process: phenol-containing compound metabolic process. Gene Ontology annotation, molecular function: N-acetylglucosamine-6-sulfatase activity; glycosaminoglycan binding; arylsulfatase activity. The transcript has 4 exons. Lineage: Eukaryota; Fungi; Ascomycota; Sordariomycetes; Hypocreales; Nectriaceae. Bases 1 to 1803 code for a protein of 600 amino acids.